AUUCUUGUGUAUUUUACCGCUCAACCGAUCGUCGUCACUGCUCGCUACUCUCAAACCCCCCAAUUCUCUGCAUCCACGAUUGGAUUUUUUAUUGUUAGCGCAGGCAUAUUUUCAAACAUCUCUGCCCAAGGAUUUCGAUUGGGGUUUUGGUCGGGGAAGCGAACAUAUUCAAGAGACUGAACCUGAAGAAUCCCACCUACUUCUCGAUCAAUUUUCCGUUCAAAUUUUUUCAAUACAAUGAAUGAAGGAGGGGAGGGGAAGUCUGUCGAUUUUGCUGGAGAUCAACAGCCGCAGCCGACCACUGAUGUUCCUCAAUCCACGCUGCCUCUAGUGAUGCAAGCCAAUCCCCAAACCCUUUCAGAGAAAAACACUAGAGUUGAUGCUGUGUGGCAGCAGAUGAACAAAGGAAUUUCUAAAGAGAAGCUGAAUUCCAUUAUAAAGAAGUCUCCCUCAAAUUCAAAAGGAACUUCAUCUAAACCUUCUUCAAAAACAUCUUCUUCCAGUUGGAUGACAGUUCUUGGACUUGGUCCAAAAAAGACUUCACCUCUACAGCCCACACCAAAGUCAAAGCCAGAUGAUAAACAAGACGGUGUUAGUCAAGACACCAUGAAACUUGCAGCUGCCGCCCUUUCUGCCGCCAGGGAUGCCGCCAACAUGGCCAAUGUUUCAGGAAGAGGCAAAAUCGAGGUGAGAGAAAUGAGAGACUUUGCAGGGGAAGCCAUUGAAGUAAAGAAGUUUGUUGAUGCAAACACAAAAGAAGCAUCAGAAAAAGAAAAAGGGAGUAGUGCACCUUCUGCAGUAGAUUCGAUUCUUGAACAAAUUAGAAAGAAACCAAAACUAAGUGUUCUUGAUAAGACCAAAAAAGAUUGGGGUGAAUUUAAGGAAGAAAACCGGUUGGAUGAAGAGCUUGAAACUUAUAAAAAGAGUGGAAAUAAGUAUUUGGAUAAAGUCUCUUUCUUGCAACGUGCAGAUUAUCGUGAGUUUGAGAGGGAAAGAGAUGCAAGAUUAGCUGUGCAGGCUAAAAGGAAGACUGAUAUGCGAGAAGAUGACUAAUAAAUACCAAUAUUUUAUAAAAUGUUUUAUUGUUUCAUCUUUGUUUUUAGAGAUUUUGUAACAUGAGAGCGGAUAUUGUUUGAUAAUUUUCAUCUAUGCAUGAGAUGCGCACAAACUAGUGCAUUUGGUAUUUAA
This is a messenger RNA of Lactuca sativa (garden lettuce), 1188 nucleotides long. Its product is annotated as craniofacial development-like protein. Lineage: Eukaryota; Viridiplantae; Streptophyta; Magnoliopsida; Asterales; Asteraceae. The record is from RefSeq and is a predicted model, not a curated record.